Aspergillus thermomutatus is the source of this 825-nucleotide messenger RNA. RefSeq lists its product as uncharacterized. The coding region runs from base 1 to 825 and encodes 274 amino acids. Gene Ontology annotation, biological process: protein phosphorylation; regulation of mRNA processing; spliceosomal complex assembly. The record is from RefSeq and is a predicted model, not a curated record. Lineage: Eukaryota; Fungi; Ascomycota; Eurotiomycetes; Eurotiales; Aspergillaceae. Gene Ontology annotation, molecular function: ATP binding; protein kinase activity. The transcript has 5 exons.
AUGGCCUCAACCUUCCGCCUGCCAUCCCGACUGUCUAGGCAAUUCUUUCCUGGCGUCCCUUGUUUCAACGUCCUGCAUCACCAGGCCAAGGUACUUCCUGAAAAAAUAGUCGAGUUGACCCUGGCGCAUCUCCUUCUUGCUCUUGAUUACCUUCAUACAGAGGCUGGAAUCGUCCAUACGGAUAUACAAGAAAAGAACAUCAUGAUGGCUAUUGAGGACACUUCGAUCUUAGCCGAUUUCGAAGAGGAAGAGAAAUCCAGUCCUAGCCCGCGGAAAAUCGUUGGGGAUCGGGUGAUCUACGCUUCUCGAAAGCUCAGGAAAACCAAGCAACAUGGCCGUCCUAUGCUGUGUGAUUUUGGCCAGGCUCGCUAUGGGUCAAAUACUUACUCUGGGGAUAUCCAGCCCUAUAUUUACCGGGCUCCCGAGGUGCUCUUGCGAAUGCCUUGGAAUGAAAAAGUUGAUAUCUGGAAUGUCGGAGUGCUGACAUGGGAUCUCUUCCAACAAGGACAUCUGUUCUACGCUCGAGAUUCAGAAAAGAAAAGUUCUGAUGGUCAUCAUCUCGCCGAAAUGAUUGCCAUUAUGGGGCCACCACCGAAAGAAAUGAUGCAGAGCAGUGUCUAUGCGACCGAAUUCUUCGACGGCGAAGGGAAUUGGAAGGGAACCAUUGAAAUCCCUCCUAUAUCGUUGGAGAAGCUUGAAGGAAAUUUGGAGGGUGAACCGCAGCAGCUGUUCAUCCAAUUCCUGCGCAAGAUGCUCAGAUGGAAGCCCGAGGAGAGAGAAUCGGCAAGGGAGCUAUUGGACGAUCCUUGGUUACGGUCACCUUAA